This is a messenger RNA of Anolis sagrei ordinatus, 3420 nucleotides long. RefSeq names its product voltage-gated potassium channel KCNC1-like. Gene Ontology annotation, biological process: potassium ion transmembrane transport. NCBI's taxonomy places the organism in Eukaryota, Metazoa, Chordata, Lepidosauria, Squamata, Anolidae. Gene Ontology annotation, cellular component: postsynaptic membrane; neuronal cell body membrane; dendrite membrane. Gene Ontology annotation, molecular function: delayed rectifier potassium channel activity. The record is from RefSeq and is a predicted model, not a curated record.
CCUUGAUCCUUUGAGUACCCUCCUCUGGACACAUUCCAGCUUAGAGUCAACCUCUCCCUUCAGUUGUGGUGCCCAGAAUUGGACAGAGUAUGAUUCCAGGUAACGUAGUCUGGCCAAGGCAAAUAGAAUAAAGCAUAGGGAGCAUGACUUCCCUGGUCCUAGGCACUAGGACUCCUCUUGAUGCAGCCCAAAAUCCCAUUGGCUUUUUUUUGUCACUACAUGACAUUCCUGGCUCAUGUUUAACUUAUUGUCCAUGAGGACUCCAAGAUUGGGUUACCGUAAGUUUUUUGGGUUGUAUGGCCAUGUUCCAGAAGCAUUCUCUCCUGAUGUUUCGCCUGCAUCUGUGGCAGGCACCUCAGAGGUUGAGAGAUAUGGCCAUGUUCUAGAAGCAUUCUCUUCUGACGUUUCACCUGCAUCUAUGGCAAGCAUCCUCAGAGAUUGAGAGGCAUGGCCAUGUUCCAGAAGCAUUCUCUCCUGAUGUUUCGCCUGCAUCUGUGGCAGGCACCUUCAGAGGUUGAGAGGUAUGGCCAUGUUCUAGAAGCAUUCUCUUCUGACGUUUCACCUGCAUCUAUGGCAAGCAUCCUCAGAGAUUGAGAGGCAUGGCCAUGUUCCAGAAGCAUUCUCUCCUGAUGUUUCGCCUGCAUCUAUGGCAGGCACCCUCAGAGGUUGAGAGGCAUGGCCAUGUUCCAGAAGCAUUCUCUCCUGAUGUUUCACCUGCAUCUGUGGCAGGCACCCUCAGAGGUUGAGAGGUAUGGCCAUGUUCCAGAAGCAUUCUCUCCUGAUGUUUCGCCUGCAUCUAUGGCAAGCAUCCUCAGAGAUUGAGAGGCAUGGCCAUGUUCCAGAAGCAUUCUCUCCUGACAUUUUGCCUUCAUCUAUGGCAGGCAUCCUCAGAGGUUGAGAGGUAUGGCCAUGUUCCAGAAGCAUUCUCUCCUGUUGUUUCGCCUGCAUCUAUGGCAAGCAUCUUCAGAGGUUGUGAAGUCUCACAACCUCUGAGGAUGCUUGCCAUAGAUGCAGGUGAAACAUCAGGAGAGAAUGCUUCUAGAACUUGGCUAUAUACCUCCAGCAACCCAGUGAUUCAAGCCAUGAAAGCCUUCGACAAUACAUAGGAGUGUCUUUGUUAGGGGCUUGGUUAAUGGAAGUGUGUCUGGAUAGGAGCUUGUAAGGGCUCUGGCGUGAUGUCCAACCAUGCAUGUCCCUUUCUCUUUGCAGGGCUUGGCUGUCUUCUCCUUGCUCCUCAACAUCGGUCUCGUCAUCCUGGCCAAUGUAGACACCACCAGCUAUUUUGCCGUCCUUAAUGAAACCUCCCCUGUCCCCCAUCUGCACCACUGGACCUUUUUGCACAAGGCGGCCACUCCCCUCCUCUACCUGGAGCUCUUCUUCAUCCUCUUAUUUUCCUUCAAAUUCUUCCUCCGGCUGGCCAUCUGCCCCAGCAAGAAGAAGUUCCUCCUGAGUCCUCUGAACGUGGUGGACUUCCUCUGCCUCCUCCCGGUCCUCAUUGAACUCCUCUCAUCAAAAGAUAAGUAUCUCAUUGCAUGGCUUGGUCUCUUCCGCAUUGUCUACAUCUUCAAGCUCCUGAAGGUCUUCCGCCUGGUGGAGACUCCUCUGAUGCUGAGGAUCCUGCCCAGCCUGGCCAAGGCGAUCCUGAAGGAGGUCUUCCUCUUUGUGUUAGUCUUCGCCUUCCAAGUCCUCUUCUUCGGCUCCCUCUGCUACUACGCAGAGAUGGGGGAGCCCGAUGUCCACAUGGACAAGAUCACCUAUGGCCUUUGGUGGGCUUUGAUCACCUUGACCACCAUCGGGUACGGAGAUGUGUGCCCCGUGACUACGUUCGGGCAAGUGGUGGGGGCCCUCACAGCCAUCACUGGGGUCCUCUCCCUCAUUGUCCUUACGGUUGUCUUGAUCGUCAAGCUCAAGGGCUUUUACGAAGCUGAGGUGGCCAAGGAGAAGAGGGCCAAGAGGCAGGCUGCCUGAAGGCCAUUUCGCACAAGAAGACCUCUUCCAUGGCUCUUGGACCCUUCUUGAAGAUGUCUCUUUGGCUAACAGAAGUGAUGAACACCUCUCUCCUGCCACCCAUUCCUUGUUUUGACCACCCAGUGGUUGAUACCGUAUUUACUCGAAUCUAAUGCUCACCUCUUUCGGCUAAAUCCGUAUGGACGGGGUGAUCUCCCAAAAGCCAACACCUUCAAGUAUCUUGGAUUGAUGAUAACUUCAGAUAGCAACCUUUUUGACUUAGUGACAACACAGAUUAGCGUGGCUUGGAUGCAGUGGCGUUAGGUUUCAGGUGAUCAGUAGCAGGUGCCCAACCACCUGAAAUCAAAAAUCUAUCGGACUGUCGUAAGGUCUGCCGCAAUAUAUGGAGCUGAAUGCUGGCCGGACGCAAAGGAAGCAUGUUAUGCAGAUGAGAAUGCUAUGACCUACAGCUGGUGUCACCUGUCUUGACCACAUCCACAACAAUGACAUCCAGCAAUGUGUUGGCAUUGCUCCGAUUGUGGACAAACUACGAGAAUCACACCUCAAAUGGUAUGCUCGUACUUCCCAAGGUGAAGAUCAGUCCAUUCGCAAGAUUGCAGCCAACAACAUAUAAUGGCAGUAUUCGAUGCCGUGUAACCAACUAUAACUAUUAUUGUUAUUGUUAUUGUUAUUGUUAUUAUUUGUACCCCUGCCGUCACAUAGAAUCAUAGAAUCCUAGAGUUGGAAGAGACCUCAUGGGCUAUCCAGUCCAACCCCAUUCUGCCAAGAAGCAGGAAAAUUGCAUUCAAAGCACCCCCCGACAGAUGGCCAUCCAGCCUCUGUUUAAAAGCCUCCAAAGAAGGAGCCUCCACCACACUCCGGGGCAGAGAGUUCCACUGCUGAACAGCUCUCACAGUCAGGAAGUUCUUCCUCAUGUUCAGGUGGAAUCUCCUUUCUUGCAGUUUGAAGCCAUGGCUCCAUAUAUAUUAUACCAAGACAAUAGUUGGCGCAGCAGGAUAAAAUGCUGAGCUGCUGAAAGGUUGCAUGUUCGAAUCCAGAGAGCAGGGUGAGCUCCCUCUGUUAGCUGCAGCUUCUGCCAACCUAGCAGUUCAAAAACAUGCAAGUGUGCGUAGAUCAAUAGGUACUGCUUCUACAGGAAGGUAAGGGGACUCCAUGCAAUCGUGCCACUGGCCACACGACCUUGGAGGUGUCUGCGGCCAACGUCGGCUCUUCGGCUUAGAAAUGGAGAUGAGUACCAGAGUCCCAGAGUUAGACACGAUUGGACUUAAUGUCAGGGGAAGCCUUUCCCUUUACCUAUUCUGAAACUAUUCCCCAAUUAUAAUAAGCAGCAAGAUUAGCUUUAGGUUCUUGUGGUUUUUUUCGGGCUAUAGGGCCAUGUUCUAGAGGCAUUUCUCCUGACGUUUCGCCUGCAUCUAUGGCAAGCAUCCUCAGAGGUAGUGAGGUCUGUUGGAA